AUGGCACAAAUGUGGUGUAUAAGUUGUCAAACUUAUCGUGAACAUGCUUAUACUUAUUGCGGAGGAGCAUGUAAUAAUAACUGCUAUAAUCGUUGUUCGGUUUGUGGUCGAGAAACUUUGGUUAAUACUCAACUAACUUCUACGAGUGUAGUUUCCACUGACGACAUGAUUGGAAUGGCUCAACGAAGUGGCUUUAAAGGUGAAGUUUCCGUUAAGGUAGAAACUGGAAAUGUAAGAACUGACCAUAUGCCUUCUGCUCGAGAAUUAAGAGGAGAAGUUCGAGACAUGUUAAAUCAAGCAAAUCAACUUCCCGAUAGGGGUUUAUUGGAGCAAAGAAAUUAUGAUACUGGUAAUUCCUCGGCUUUAGUUCAUAGUCAACAAAAUGUUGCGUGGGAUAAUGCAGUUAAUAGUUUUCGGGAUAUUCGAGUUCCUUUGUAUGAUAGCCAAGGGCGACAAAUUAUCGGACAAGAAAAUAUUAAGAGAGAAGUAGCCCGUCGAGAAGCAGAAUGA
Molecule: messenger RNA, 510 nt
Organism: Entrophospora sp. SA101
Lineage: Eukaryota; Fungi; Glomeromycota; Glomeromycetes; Entrophosporales; Entrophosporaceae
Source: the annotation of a GenBank genome assembly